This is a messenger RNA of Cuscuta epithymum, 1655 nucleotides long. Lineage: Eukaryota; Viridiplantae; Streptophyta; Magnoliopsida; Solanales; Convolvulaceae. The record is from the annotation of a GenBank genome assembly.
CUGGGCCUUGAUUUCUCUCACACUUUCAGCCCAGUCGUCAAAGCAGCCACUGUCCGGGUUAUUUUAGCUCUCUCAGUGCAUUCCAAAUGGGACCUUCAUCAACUGGAUGUAAAUAACGUUUUUCUCAAUGGAGUUCUUCAUCAACCACUUUAUAUGGCCCAACCCCCCGGGUUUGUUAAUCCUCAAUUUCCCAACCAUGUAUGCCGCUUAAAAAAGGCACUAUACGGGCUCCGGCAAGCCCCAUUGGCUUGAUUUCGCCGCUUUAGUGAUUUUCUCUUCCGCCUUGGCUUCCAGCAAAGUCGUUCGGAUUCUUCUCUAUUUUUCUACACAAGGCUUCAUCGGUUAUCUACCUAUUACUCUAUGUUGAUGACAUCAUUGUCACGGGCAAUAAUCCUGAGCUACUUCAAAGGUUCAUUUCUCACACUCACAAGGAAUUCUCCAUUAAAGACCUUGGCAAACUCAAUUAUUUCUUGGGGCUGGAAGUUUCUCACAUUCCCACAGGUUUAUUUGUUGGUCAGUCCAAAUAUGCUCAUGAUAUUCUGGAACGUGUGGAUUUGCUAGUUGCUAAACAUGUCUUCACUCCCUUAAUACCAGGUAUCUCCCUCAUCAGUGCUGGCCAACCAUUUUCUGAUCCCACACUUUAUCGAUUUAUUGUGGGCGAGCUUCAAUAUCUCACUAUCACUCGCCCAGACUUAUCUUUCGCUGUAAACUCUGUUAGUCAAUUCUUACACUCACCUACGGAGGACCAUUUUCUUGCCGUCAAGAGAAUACUUCGGUAUGUCAAAGGCACCAUUCAUCAUGGACUAUCUUUUGAUCGUCGUUCCUCUCAAUCCAUUACUGCAUACUCCGAUGCUGACAGGGCGCGAUGUGUUGAGACACGACGUUCCACCUUUGGUUAUUCAGUCUUUCUUGGUGGGAAUCUUGUCUCCUAGAGUGCUAAGAAAUAACCAACUGUUUCUAGAUCUAGUUGUGAAUCUGAACAGUGGCGGAGCCAGACAUUUAGGGUUAAAGGGGACGGUCUUUAAAAAUUUUACAUUGCAGAGGCCAAAGUUUAAAAUAUCAACAUACUUUUUACAAAUUAAAAGUAUUUAUAUAUAAUAUAUACUUAAAAAAAAUUCUUGCAGGGGCCAUUGCCACCUCCAGCCCCUCCCUGUCUCCACCCCUGAAUCUGUAUAUCGGGCUUUAGCAAAAUACUGCCUCCGAAGUCAUGUGGUUGGUUCAUUUACUCCGCGAACUUUGCAUUCCAAAUCCCACCCCACCUGUCAUUUUUUGUGAUAACAAAAGUGCGAUUUUUCUAUCUCAAAAUCCCAUUUCACAUAAGCGUGCCAAACACAUUGAUAUUGACUUUCACUUUGUCCGCGAGUUGAUUUCUGCAGGCCGUCUUUCUACACAGUUUGUUCCCUCUCAUCUUCAACUAGCAGACAUCUUUACCAAAAGUCUUCCUCGAACGGCAUUUGAGUUUCUUCAAUCCAAGCUCUGCGUUCGCUUCAACCCCACGCAUCGCUUGAAGGGGGUAAUAAUGUUAAUUAAUGUUGUAAUUCACUCAAGUGUCUCCUAGAAUUUCCACAUGUAAUUACUCUUUAUAUUUAUCACCUUGUAAACAUGUAAUCUAUCUCUUUAUAUAAUGGAUUAUUCUCUCCUCAUUAUCAUUGAGG